Abrus precatorius (Indian licorice) is the source of this 3052-nucleotide messenger RNA. Its product is annotated as protein SENSITIVE TO PROTON RHIZOTOXICITY 1-like. The record is from RefSeq and is a predicted model, not a curated record. The coding region runs from base 136 to 1695 and encodes 519 amino acids. Gene Ontology annotation, biological process: response to aluminum ion; response to acidic pH. Lineage: Eukaryota; Viridiplantae; Streptophyta; Magnoliopsida; Fabales; Fabaceae. The transcript is spliced from 2 exons.
CUCGUGUCCCUGUCUUUUUAAUUGCUUCUUUAAUUUUUUUUUUUCUGCUUUUCUCUCUCGCAAAUGGAGCAGUUAGCCUAGAACUUCUUUUGAGCUUUGAAUCUUGAUACAGAUACCCAAGAUAUAGAAUUUGAAAUGGAUUCAAAUGGGAGCAUAUGUGCUAACACCUGGACGAGGUCAUCAUCCUUAACAUCACCUGCAAAUGGUUUAUCCUCAGAUCCUCUCUCAUUCCCAGGUAUUGGUUUGCAGCAUAAUCAACGCAAAUGGGAUGAUCCCUCAAUUUCAGAUUAUGGGAUCAGUGCUGAAGCACCUUACAAAAACUUCAACCAACUCUCUCAAACCCAGUCUCAGCUUCCUUGCAACUCAAACAAUGAGACUAAGAUCCCUGGUCAAGAAAACUUUCCUCUGAGUGAAUCGUCACAAAUUGGUAAACUCCAAGAUUGGGACCCCAGUGUAAUGUUGAACAACCUUUCCUUCCUGGAAGAAAAGAUUCAUCAGCUUCAGGGUCUAGUGCAUUUGAUUGUUAAUCAAAAAGGGAUCGGACAACCUAAUGAACUUGUAACUCAGGAACAGCAGCUCAUCACAACUGAUCUUACAUCAAUCAUUGUUCAAUUGAUCUCAACUGCAGGUAGUCUUCUCCCUUCUGUUAGGCAUACCCUUAUAAACACUAGUCCAUUGGUUGGACAGCUUGGCCAGCUCCGUGGGACCAUCGUACCUUCUAGGUUGGGUCCAAGUAGCAGCUGUAUUCAACCACAAAACAAUAGUGAAAAAAAAAUCUCUGAUCAGUCCAUGCAGAGUGAUCUACCUAAUAAUUGUGAAAUGGAGCAAAACUACAAUAUCGAAGACCAUGAAUUGAAAGAUGAAGAUGCAGAUGAUGGAGAAAACCUUCCCCCAGGUUCAUAUGAGAUUUUACAAUUAGAAAAGGAAGAAAUCCUUGCACCUCAUACUCAUUUCUGUACGAUCUGUGGGAAGGGGUUCAAGAGAGAUGCGAAUCUUCGAAUGCACAUGCGAGGCCAUGGUGAUGAGUACAAAACUCCAGCAGCACUUGCAAAGCCACACAAAGAAUCUGGCUCUCAACCAAAGCUUAUCAAGAGGUAUUCCUGCCCCUAUCCUGGCUGCAAGCGAAACAAGGAUCACAAGAAGUUUCAACCUCUGAAGACUAUUUUAUGUGUCAAAAACCAUUACAAAAGAACCCACUGUGACAAGAGUUACACAUGCAGCAGAUGCAACACCAAGAAGUUUUCAGUCAUGGCUGAUCUAAAAACUCAUGAAAAGCACUGUGGUAAGGAUAAAUGGCUUUGUUCAUGCGGUACAACAUUUUCUAGGAAAGACAAGCUUUUUGGGCACAUUGCUCUUUUCCAGGGCCACACACCAGCCAUUCCCUUGGAUGACACUAAAGGGAUAGCUGAGCCACCCAAUCAUGACGGCAAAGAAAAUAACACUAAGGUAGGGAGUAUCAACUUCAGUUUUGGAUCGAAUAAUCCAAAUGGAGAUAGAGUUCAAAAUGUCAUGAAUUUAAAAGGCAAUAUUGAUGAUCCUAUCAAUUAUUUCCCAACAUUGAACUUUGAAGCUAACUUUGGUGGGUUUAAUGAAUUCACACGACCUCUAUUUGAUGAUUCAGAAGGAUCAUUCUCCUUUAUGAUGCCUGGAUCUUUUAAAUCUGAAGGAGAAUCAACUUCUGAUAAUCUUUUGUAACAAUUAAUACUGCCGUUGAUGCAGUUAAUAUCUAUGUUUGUCUCUUCUUUUUCCCCUUGUGAAGGAAUAAAGCUUUUUGGUUUAUGUUAAAUUUGUAUUUAGAAUAUGCAUUACAAAAGAUAGUAUAGUUAACUAUUUUUUUUAUAUAAUUGAUUUUCUUUCUUUUUCCACUUAAAAAAAUUGUAAAGCAUAUUAAUUUCAUUAGCAUGUGUAAUCCUCCUGAUCUUACUUAGUGACAUGAUUGUAUUAAUUUCGUGAGGAUGCAAUUUUUUAAGAAAGAUAUAUAUUUUCUUGAGGAUUAAUAAUUUAAAUAUGGUAAAAAAAAUGAAAUUAUAGAUAUAUGAUGUUUUUUUGCUAAAUUACGUGAAUGUAGUCUCAAAAAACGUUAUUGGUGAUUUUUUGAUAAAACAGAAAAAAAGUUGCAACCUAAGAGAAUUCAUUGACGUGACUCUGAGCUUGAUGGAGGUUAGAAAACUCGGCCAUUGGUGACCUUUAGGCCUGCAACUAGUUAAACGCCAUUGAUGGAUGUUGGAGGUACUGAAAAUUUUGCAUUGACGACCUUUGACAAGUCAAGGAAUCUUCCACCUUCACUGUAGUUGGUAACACUUGGUAGGAAUCUCUGGAGCUCUAGAAAAUCGCCAUGGGCGAUAUUUGGAUCAGAAAUUUCUACAUUUCACUGUUGUGUGCAGGCAUGGGCAAUGGUGCUGGUAAAAAUUGCCAGGGGCGAAUUUUGAUGCUAUAAAUUCCAACUCCAAGUGCAGUAAAAAGCCAUGUGCGUAGAAGAAGGGAGAUGUAGUGUUCUAAGGUCAAAGAAGGUGAAAAAAUUCUGAAAAACAAUUGAGGGAAAAAUUAUUAAAUUUAAAUUAGAAUAGAAAAAUAUAUUACAAAAAUAGUGAGGGAUUCUAUUAUAGAUUCAAGGAUGUAUAUUCAGAAAAUAUUCACAAUUUAAACGUAAGUAUUCUUUUUCUAAUUUUAUAUUUUAAUUAGAAUUUAAUUUUGAUUACAAAUUUGUUAAAUAUAUCCAUAUUCUUGAGUACUUUAGAAAAAAAUUCACAUUUAUCCAUAUUCUUAAGUUGAAAUAAUAAUAAUAGUUAAUAUAAAUUUUGUUAAUAAAUUAACAUUUUUAAAUAUUUGUAAAUAUUUAUUUUUAUAUUUAUUAACAUAAGUUUUAACUUUUAUAACUUUUAGAAAAAUAACGUAACAAUUUUUUGUAUUGGUAUAAAUAGUUAUUGAAUAUAAUAAUUUAUAAAAUAUUUAUGCUAAUGUAAUAACUUGUUAUUAUUUUAAUUAUUUUGAUGAAAUUGGAAAAUUUUUAUGAUUAGUAGUAAUUGAAAAUUAUUAAUAUAAUUAAAAGAAU